This is a messenger RNA of Aspergillus caelatus, 2146 nucleotides long. RefSeq names its product DDHD family phospholipase. Lineage: Eukaryota; Fungi; Ascomycota; Eurotiomycetes; Eurotiales; Aspergillaceae. Gene Ontology annotation, cellular component: cytoplasm. Bases 81 to 2018 code for a protein of 645 amino acids. The transcript has a single exon. The record is from RefSeq and is a predicted model, not a curated record. Gene Ontology annotation, molecular function: metal ion binding; glycerophospholipase activity.
UAGUUGAACUACCUAAUUUGAAGGUAAGAAUUAUGUGUUUAAUGUCCCUUUUGUUCGGAGUCUAGCGUUAAACUUGAUAGAUGAAACCUAUAUACUGGAGUCCUCUACAUGAUAUCUCAAGCGUUCUUCGUGCGACAUGGUUCUACAAGAAUACCAUGCUGCCCGUGGAAACGGAGCUUGCCAAUAAACUCGAGGAUGGAUAUGUAUAUCUGAAACCUUGGUCCGAGACAUGGCAAGAUGAGCUCAAUAGCUGCGUGGAAAAUGGUGCAGACGCCGAAAUGAAAAUCGUACACAGAUUAUGGCCGAAAGACGAUCCCAAGCGUCUCAGUUCAGUCACUUUAACGCAUGAUCAAGUAACUUCAAGUCCUGUUCCGGGCGGACCUGAGAGAGUUGCCACCCCUAAUCCGGCUAUCGCCUCUCUUGAUGAGUGCCGGGCUGCUGGUGGACCAGCUGCACAUUCGGAAGCUGUCAAGCAGUACAUCAAUUCUAGUGUGAUUUAUGUUGAUGGCAGAGAUGCGCAGAUUCUUCGACCCAGCUUAUUACCAUCGGUAUCGAGAGGAAGAAGACCACUUAGUGCAAUUCGUAAAGGGCGGCAAAUUGGCAUACCGGUUAUUCGUGGCUUCAAUCGACGAUUAUGGGACCAGCUACAUCCAUCUAAGCCUAAUCCUGUUGAUGUCAGGAACUACCUCCGCAGUACUCAGUCCCGCACUAUAUCCACAGCAAGUGGCGGUAGGCAGAUUUGCUAUGCUUGUGCCAUAGAAGAGAUGCGUCCCACACCAACUGAUCUAGUACUUGUCAUCCAUGGCAUAGGUCAGAAGCUGUCGGAACGUAUGGAAAGCUUCCACUUCACACAUGCGAUUAAUGCCUUUCGCAGGAAUAUAAAUAUGGAAUUGAACAGUGAGCCAGUGUGGCCACAUGUACGCCAGGGUCAUGGAGGUAUCAUGAUCCUCCCUGUCAAUUGGCGGUCGACUUUGUCUUUAGAGGACGCCAAUUUCGACUCCCAGGGCGUUGAGGAUCCAAUUAGCAAUAAGUUCACCCUGCACGACAUCACUCCGGAGACGAUACCUGCCGUUAGGUCUUUGAUAAGUGAUGUCAUGUUAGAUAUUCCUUAUUACAUGUCGCAUCAUAAGCCGAAGAUGAUUCAGGCAGUUGUCAAAGAAGCCAACCGCAUAUUUCGGCUAUGGUGUAAGAAUAACCCUGGUUUUCAACAAAAUGGCCGCGUGCAUUUACUUGCCCAUUCCCUCGGAAGUGCAAUGGCGUUAGAUAUACUCAGUCAUCAGCCCACACAUGUACCCGAUAUUGAUUUCGCCAAGACUAGUAUUCCUGGAGACAUCUUCGAAUUUGACACUAAGGACUUAUUCAUCUGUGGAAGUCCGGCUGGGUUCUUCUUACUACUCAACAAAGCGAAUCUUUUGCCGCGGCGUGGAAGGGAGAAACCUGGCUGCGAAGGUGAUGAUCUAGUGCGUGGUGUGGCAGGAGAAGCAGACACAUAUGGAUGUUUGGCUGUUGAUAACCUCUACAACAUUAUGCAUACGACUGACCCAGUCGCGUACCGUGUUAACGCCGCCGUCGACAGCGACCUAGCCAACUCACUUAAAGUAACUUCUAUUCCCAGCACAUCAGCAUCAUUCUGGAAGUCAUUCGGUAGCGUGUUUCGUUGGAGUUCAGCUCCAUCCAUAAUGGCCGCCGCUAAUGUAGCACCAUCUCGUCCUGCCGCCAUUUCAAAGCUUCCCUCCAAUGUUGAGCUUGAAACCCACGACUUCACCCGCGAAGAGAUCGCAGAAAAACGUAUGCUUCUACUCAAUGACAAUGGCCAGAUAGACUACUACCUUUCCGGUGGCGGUGGACCCUUAAACAUCCAAUACUUGAAUAUGCUGAGUGCGCAUAGCAGCUACUGGACCCUUUCAGAUUUCGUGCGAUUCCUUGUAGUAGAAAUCGCUCGCAAGCAAGGUAAAGAUCAUACCAUUCCUGCGUUUCGGGCUGAGAAGAAAAAGAACUGGAAAGUCCACAAAGGUUGAUCAAUGUAGACGAUCUUCGUACUAAUCAUACUGCUCCUUCUAUCUGUUCGCAUAUUUAUAGCGGUCGAGGUUUUAUUUGGUGUGAUGUCCUGUUCGGAAGCGUGGGAUAGACAUGGAUUUUCUCUCUC